AUGUGCAUAGCAGCUUUCCUGUGGCAAGCGCACCCGUUGUAUCCUCUGCUUCUCUUGCAAAACAGAGAUGAAUACCACAACAGGCCGACGGCAGCAGUGGAAUGGUGGGCAGAGUACGAGGGAAUUGGUAUUUUAGGAGGAAGAGAUGUUGUGGCUGGUGGAACGUGGAUGGCUUGUUCAAGAGAUGGCAGAGUGGCCUUCCUCACUAAUGUUCUGGAGCUUCACUCCAUCCCAAAAGCCAAAUCUCGUGGGGAGCUCCCUGUUCUUUUCCUCCUGAGUUCUAAGAGUCCGAGGGAAUUCGCGGAGGGAUUGGCGAAGGAGGCUCAUUGCUACAAUGGGUUCAACUUGAUUCUCUCAGACAUUUCGUUGAACACCAUGGUGUACAUCUCCAACCGGCCGAAAGGUGAAGCUGUUGUCGUUCAGGAUGUUUCACCUGGCCUCCAUGUCCUCUCCAAUGCAAAACUCGACUCUCCCUGGCCCAAGGCGCAGAAGCUGGGACAGGGCUUCAAGGAACAGCUAGUGAAGUAUGGAGAAGGGGAAGUUCGUGUGAAGGAGAUAGCAAAGAAGCUGAUGAGGGACAGAGUUAAAGCUGACAAAAACAGGUUGCCUGGCAUUUGCCCUGUGGAUUGGGAGUUGGGUUUGAGCUCCAUUUUCGUUGAAGUUGACACCCCAUUGGGACGUUACGGCACGAGGAGCACUAUUGCUUUGGCUGUGGGGAGAAAUGGGGAAGUUGGCUUUAACGAGACCUACUUGGAAGAUGGAACAUGGAAGGAGAAAACUGUGAAUUACAGAAUCCAAAGCCAGAAGCUCAGGCAGCUGAUGGACAUUUGAUUCGAGUUACUCAACACUACUGCAUCGUACUAAAUAAGAGAUUAUGAUGAUUUUGCCUGCGGAUCAUUCUCAUGGUUCCUAGAAACUUGACCUCAAGUCAUGUUUGUAACCUGUGUAUAUCCAAUGGCGUAGACACUUGAAGUCAACAAAGAUCUUUGAAUAAUUGUUUAUUUUUGUUAAUGUGGUUGUGGAUUGAAAUAAGA
Molecule: messenger RNA, 1034 nt
Organism: Linum tenue
Lineage: Eukaryota; Viridiplantae; Streptophyta; Magnoliopsida; Malpighiales; Linaceae
Source: the annotation of a GenBank genome assembly